AUGGCGCUCCCAAAACACCUCCAGGCAGGCCUCACGCCAGAAGAGCACACCUUUAUCGCAGAGGACGAGCUGGUGGACAUUGUGCCCCGCUUCAGCAUGAGCCGCGUGCGCUUGCUCUCGGGCACAUAUGGACCGUUCACGCCGCCGUCGCGCGCGACGGUGCCGCUCUGGCUCGCGCUGAGUUUGAAGCGCAAGAGCAAGUGCCGUAUCGUGCCGCCCGAGUGGCUACAGGUUGAGAAGCUCCAGGAGCUGCUGAAGCUGGAACGAUCCAAGCCAGAAGAGUUCCAGCCCCUCCCGCGCCGCUUCGUCGAGACGAGCAAGGUGCUGUUGGACGUCGCACCAGACGACCUCACCAACCCUGCCCAGAUCCGCUCCCUGCUCAAAGACGUGCGCGAAGUCCGACAGGCAAAGAUCCGUAUCGGUCUGCAGUCGGAAGGCGUCAUGCGCGGGUCGUACCUCCAGGUGACCAACCUCACGCCGAUCGAGCUCACAGAGCUCAAGCCCUUCCUCGUCAAGGCGAUGGGCAUGCUCCAGGGGCUCGAGCCGAAGGAGGAGGCCGAGGUGUAG
Vanrija pseudolonga is the source of this 567-nucleotide messenger RNA. RefSeq names its product DNA replication complex GINS protein PSF2 (gene PSF2). Lineage: Eukaryota; Fungi; Basidiomycota; Tremellomycetes; Trichosporonales; Trichosporonaceae. Gene Ontology annotation, cellular component: GINS complex; nucleus. Gene Ontology annotation, biological process: DNA replication; double-strand break repair via break-induced replication. The transcript is spliced from 4 exons. The coding region runs from base 1 to 567 and encodes 188 amino acids. The record is from RefSeq and is a predicted model, not a curated record.